GCCCCCGCCCCCCGCCUCAGAAGACACAGGAGAUUGGAGCGCAGCGUCCUCUCGAAGAUGGAAGACAUGUCGGGAUACUACCAUCAGACCGCAUCCCUCCACAAUCCUCCCCACCCAUAUUACCCUCAGCCCUACCCUCCACCGCCCUCAGCAGCGCCAGCACCACCACCGCCUCAUCCUUCGUACCAGCACCACCAGCAGCAGCAGCCCUACGCCCUUCCUCAUCAUCCUCAUCCUCUACCCCACCCUUCCAUAGACGAGGUCCGUACCCUCUUCAUAGCCGGUCUUCCUGGCGAUGCCAAGCAUCGCGAGAUCUACAACCUCUUCCGUGAGUUCCCCGGAUACGAGUCUUGUCAGCUCAGGAGUUCUGGGCAGUCAUCCCAGGCAUUUGCAUUUGCUGUCUUCUCAGAUCAACAGUCUGCAGUAGCUGCCAUUCAUGCUCUGAAUGGACUGAUGUUUGACCUCGAGAAGGAAUCGACUCUACACAUUGAUCUAGCAAAGUCCAACUCAAGGUCUAAACGUUCAAGACCAGAUGAUGGAAGACCUUAUUAUUCAGAAAAGAAAGUGAAAGGAUCUGCUGCAUUCUCCAGAAACCAUCCUGAUGCUGGUGUUGGCAGCAAUAUGCACUUCCCUGGAAUGGGUAAUUCUGCUUACAACAUGAAUGGUUAUCCAUCUACACAAAGUCAUGGAAGCUUUGGUAAUGAAGCAGUCAAUGAUACACGCCCUAAAAAAAUAUCGGGUAAAUCUUCCGCACCCAAUGCUCCUCAAGCCAAUACUCCGUGCCCAACCAUUUUUGUGGCCAAUUUGGGCCCAACUUGUUCUGAGCAAGAGCUAAAUCAAGUAUUUUCAAGAUGCCCAGGUUUUUUGAAAGCGAAGAUGCAGAAUAAAAAUGGCGUUCCUGUUGCAUUUGUUGACUUUCAGGAUGUUGCCAGCUCAACAGGAGCGUUGCAUCAGCUGCAGGGUACCUUUCUCUACUCAUCAGUUGGUGAAGGCAUGCGUUUGGAGUAUGCAAAGUCACGGAUGGGGAUGCGUAAGCGUGAAAGAAGGUAGAUUUGACGGAAAACUAGGAAGAGUUGGUCAUCAUCUGGCCUUGAUAACUUUGGUAGCUUGCAGCCCACAUUGGCCGUUCUCUGCCUGGCCACAGGUGGUUGUAAUACAGAUGGCCAUUUAGAUCGUGAUUCCGAUGUGUGGAGGAACCAAUGACCUUUUCUUUAUUUGCUUUGCUUAGUUGUGAGUUUUAGCCAGAGAUAUCUCUUGGUGAGGCUUGAAACAAGCCACUUAAUUUAUAGUUGUUGGAUGUCAAUUGGAUUUCUUGUACUUGCCAUUCUGUUUUGAGGCAUUAAUAUAUGAUGACGAUGUGACAUGUUGUUUGUGUU
Messenger RNA from Magnolia sinica, 1376 nucleotides. RefSeq names its product RNA-binding protein L. Gene Ontology annotation, molecular function: mRNA binding. The record is from RefSeq and is a predicted model, not a curated record. NCBI's taxonomy places the organism in Eukaryota, Viridiplantae, Streptophyta, Magnoliopsida, Magnoliales, Magnoliaceae. The transcript has 10 exons. The coding region runs from base 58 to 1050 and encodes 330 amino acids.